AAGAACGAGAAUCGGAAAAUAAAAACACAUACAAACAAAACCGUUUCAAUUGUAGUCAAAUGGGCGCAGUGUUUUCUGCUUACCCAAACCGGAAGUAGAAUGUCCAACCAACCACAUCUUUUCCGUCAACACGCUUGAAGGGAUUCGGAUAACUUCAAUCUGCAGUUGAUGUCAGCUCCAAAAGGCGAGAACUGCCAGGUCGACAUGGAGAGCAAAGCUGGAGAUCUGUUCAGUGCUGAGGAUGCUCAUCCUACAGGUGGAGCUGGGAUCUUGGCCAAGCUGGGCCUCCCCAAAGGCAUCUCCACCAGCGUGGCCAAAGAGUGGCUGGACAGGCGCCGCGUGUCCAUCCGACCGUGGGCGAGCUUUGUGGACCAGCGCAAGUUCUCCAAACCUCGCAACUUUGGCGAGCUGUGUCAGCGGGUGGUGAAAAACGUGGAGACGUUCAACAGCAACUACACCUUCAUCUUCUUGGGCCUCAUCCUCUACUGCAUAAUCAGCUCUCCAAUGUUGCUCAUUGCAUUGGCCGUGUUCCUCGGUGCCUUCUACAUCGUCCAUCUUAAAUCUCUGGAGUCAAAGCUGGUGAUCCUUGGCAAGGAACUGACUGUCCCACACCAGAUGAGUCUAGCUGGAGCUGUUUCCUUACCUGUGUUCUGGCUGGCAGGAGCAGGCGCUGCAGUUUUUUGGGUUCUGGGAGCGACCUUGUUCGUGAUCGGCAGUCACGCCGCAUUUCGUGAGCUGGAACCUUCCGACUUGGAGGAGCUCCUCAUGGAGCCCGUGUAAGGAGCAAGACGACCUGGAUUGUACACGCUGUGGUUACCACGUACAACACGUCUAAUGAUAUACUUUGCUGUUACACAGGUAUCAUGGCGUAUUCUAUUAUGUCGCCACUCUUUUCAGUAAAUGGGUUAGGGUUACAUUUAUACUUUGUUAUUCGCAAUUGUCGCUACUCCAAACUGCUAAACCGGGAACACUUUCCCCAACAGAAGUGCAAUUUUAAAGCAAUGAACACGUAAAAGUACUAUUAUGAUUCUACAUAAAUGAAAAUGCAUAAUGUUGUUUUUUUUUAAUGCAAACCUUUAGUUUACUUCGUAUAGAAAUGGUGCCAGUGUAUAUUCUAUAGCCAGGAAAAUGUGAAUAUUGUGCAAAUGUUCAUUCCAGCAAUUACAAAGUGAGACUUAAUACAUGACAUAAGCUCAGAACAUGCGAGAUAUUUCAAGCCUUUGUUUGAUAUCAUUUUGAUGAUUAUAGCUUACAGUGGGGGUGUCCGAACGUUUUGAAUUGGGGGCCGCAUUGGAAAAAAAAUUGAUUAAAAAAAUAUGUUUAUAUGUACAUAUACAGUACGGGCCAAAAGUGUCGACACACCUUCUCAUUUCAAUGUGUUUUCUUCAUUUACAUAAAAACCCUUGCAGGUGACUGACUACCUCUUGAAGCACAUUGAGAGAAUGCCAAGAGUGUGCAAAGCAGUAAUCAGAGCAAAAGGUGGCUAUUUUGAAGAAACUAGAAUAUAAAACAUGUUUUCAGUUAUUUCACCUUUUUUUGUUAAGUACAUAACUCCACAUGUGUUCAUUCAUAGUUUUGAUGCCUUCAGUGACAAUCUACAAUGUAAAUAGUCAUGGAAAUAAAGAAAACACAUUGAAUGAGAAGGUGUGUCCAAACUUUUGGCCUGUACUGUAUAUAUAUAUAUAUAUAUAUAUAUAUAUAUUAGAGAUGCGCGGAUAGGCAAUUAUUUCAUCCGCAACCGCAUCACAAAAGUCGUCAACCAUCCGCCAUCCACCCGAACUAACAUUUAAUCAAAACCACACCCGCCCGCCAUCCGCCACCCGCCCGUUGUUAUAUAUCUAAUAUAGACGAUGCAAGGCAUUAGUGAGGUUAUAAAGCUUUUGCCUGUUAAAGAAAGGAGACUAAACCAAUGCAGCAGAGACAUUCAAUGCGUGCCACGCUGUCACGGCCCAGACGCACACCAGCGCGCAAUCAUCUGGGAGCCACGCUGAGCGCACCUCCAAGCGCGCUCGCGCCACUCAAACUGCUGCAGGCAGCUGCGUUCUAUCUUGUUUUAACAUCCUGUAGCACUCUUCUGGGAUCACGGCGGACGAAACUGCUCAUGCUCAGGGUGUUUGUGGAGGUUCGGGGUUUUGCACAUAUGUGAUGCACCAUGUUAGAUGUCCCGGUUUUGUGACUGUCGUAGACAUAAACAGCGUCGCAGCUCUUGCAAAUCAAGUAGCCAGCAUUACUAUCAUCCUGAUUUACAACCUCAUAAAAACGAGUCCACGCUGAACUUUUCUGGCCUUUUUUUCCCCCUGGUCUUUAGUAUUCCCUUUUUUAGUUUGUCGUGUACCACGUUUGCUGCCGGUGUUGCCAUCUCUUUUUUUUUUCUUCUUCUGUUGUGGCAUAUGCUGCAGGUGCCUGCUCGUUUUUCGUAUGUGGGUAACAACAUUUAACUAUGUAUAUAUAUUUCCGAAUUGGUUUAACUGCCACCCGCCUGAAUCUAUUUAAAAUCUAAUUUUUUUUUAUUUCAACCGCCCGACCCGACCCGCGGAUAAAAUCUUUUUUUGUUUUAUUUCAACCGCCCGACCCGCGGAUAAUCCGCGGACUCCGCGGUUGUGUCCGCAAACCGCGCAUCUCUAAUAUAUAUAUAUAUAUAUAUAUAUAUAUAUAUAUAUAUAAAUAAUGGAUUAAUAUAACUGGAUAGUAAGAGUUUGACUCAUACUUUGUGUACUUCCGUGACGACCUCCUUAAAGUUUUGUAAUCAAUCAGAAAUAUCAAGCGCCAAACAUGGAAAGUAUGAAGAGAGAGUUUUGCAAGUUUCCCAUAAUGCAUUGCAGGGGAUUUAAAUGGGUGUAAUUAUGAAUUAUGUGUAGUGCUUGGACAUGUUUAAUAAUAUUAACAAAGUUCAGUGAGCAGGUUGUGUUACGUGUGACGAUGUGUGUUGACUUUUUGUGGUAGUUUAUUUGCGCCAUGAGUGAGAAAGGUUGUCUGGUUUGGGCCAUAUAUAAAAAUGCUGUGCUGUGGACACUUCAAGGUAUAAUUCAUAGUCAUUAACUUGAAUAAAAGGGUGGCAAGUUUGAAGCAAUUAUAUUUUCAUAUAUUAAAAUUUUAAAUCUGAGGGCCAGAUUCCUUAUUAAACUGAAAGCCGCAGUUUGGACACCCCUGGUUUACAGCUUAUGAAGAUCUUGGAAAAUGUUUUGGUUUUUUCAAACCAUAAACCAUGAUCAUCAAAAUGAUGAGAAAUAAAGGCUUGACAUAUUUUACUUUGCAUGUCCUGAGUUUAUAUCACAUACUAUUUUCACAUUUAAAUGAACUUUAGCACGAUAUUCAAAUUUUUGGAGUUUGACCUGAAUGCACGCAACAUUUAACAUUUAUUUGUGUUAUAAAUAAAGUUGGGCCAUGCAAGCAAACUAUCCUGUUUAUUGUGGAUGUCAAUGAUUGUCUUCGCAGUCUGAAAUGGGGAAACACCAUCAAUUGAUGUUUCUGCUUAUUCAUUGUAAUCAUCUUAUCUUAUCUAUCUUUGUUGUUGUUGUUGUUUUUAUCCAAUUUGAAUUUAUUGUUUUGAUUUUGUACGGUGUCCUUGAGUGCCCAGAAAGACGCCUUAUAAGUAAAAUGUAUUAUUAUUAUUGAUUGGGGCGGCGUGGCUCGGUUGGUAGAGCGGCCGUGCCAGCAACUUGAGGGUUCCAGGUUCGAUCCCCGCUUCAGCCACCCUAAUGCCACACAAACUGGUUUAAAUGUAGCUUAGAAAUGUAGACAAUGGGUGUCACUAUGUAAAGCCCUUUGAGUCUCUAGAAAAUAUCGCUAUAUAAAUAUAAUUCAAUCCAAUCAACUGCCUAGUCUGCAGCUGUGUUUUGUGGAGAAAUCAGUUGUGUACAACAUUAGCAUUAACCACCUAUAGAGGGCACCGCUAAUGCAAAAAAAAAAAAGAGGGCAUGACUUGAAAUUUCUCACACAGCUUCGACUAAACACGCUAGUGACUGCAUGACCGUCCUGUUAAAACAAAGCUGCUAUAAAUGUGUGUUGUAAUUAGCUUAGCUACUUUUCAAUUGACCAAGUUGAGGGGAUCUCAUACCUGCCAACUACUCCGGUUUUCCCGUAAUUAGUACGGUUUUCAUCAACCUAUUCCGGGUUACGGUUGCAGUGAUAAAAAAUACGGUUUUUCAUUAAUUAAA
Messenger RNA from Nerophis lumbriciformis (worm pipefish), 4157 nucleotides. It is a transcript of the gene rabac1, whose product is annotated as Rab acceptor 1 (prenylated). The record is from RefSeq and is a predicted model, not a curated record. NCBI's taxonomy places the organism in Eukaryota, Metazoa, Chordata, Actinopteri, Syngnathiformes, Syngnathidae. Gene Ontology annotation, cellular component: Golgi apparatus.